Messenger RNA from Oncorhynchus keta (chum salmon), 1967 nucleotides. RefSeq names its product histidine ammonia-lyase-like. Gene Ontology annotation, cellular component: cytoplasm. The record is from RefSeq and is a predicted model, not a curated record. The transcript is spliced from 13 exons. Gene Ontology annotation, molecular function: histidine ammonia-lyase activity. The coding region runs from base 1 to 1614 and encodes 537 amino acids. NCBI's taxonomy places the organism in Eukaryota, Metazoa, Chordata, Actinopteri, Salmoniformes, Salmonidae. Gene Ontology annotation, biological process: L-histidine catabolic process.
AUGCUGCGGUCCAACCUGGCUGAGGCUACAGGAAGUAUGCUACGGUCCAACCUGGCUGAGGCUACAGGAAGUAUGCUACGGUCCAACCUGGCUGAGGCUACAGGAAGUAUGCUACGGUCCAACCUGGCUGAGGCUACAGGAAGUAUGCUACGGUCCAACCUGGCUGAGGCUACAGGAAGUAUGCUACGGUCCAACCUGGCUGAGGCUACAGGAAGUAUGCUACGGUCCAACCUGGCUGAGGCUACAGGAAGUAUGCUACGGUCCAACCUGGCUGAGGCUACAGGAAGUAUGCUGCGGUCCAACCUGGCUGAGGCUACAGGAAGUAUGCUGCAGUCCAACCUGGCUGAGGCUACAGGAAUUAUAGCGUCCUGCCUGUCCUUCGUCCCUGAGAAGGGGACAGUAGGUGCCAGCGGAGACCUGGCCCCUCUCUCCCACCUGGCUCUGGGGCUGAUGGGAGAAGGCAAGAUGUGGUCGCCCAAGAGUGGAUGGGCCGACGCCAAAUACGUACUCGAGGCUCAUGGACUCAAGCCAAUAUCACUGAAGCCCAAGGAGGGCCUGGCGUUAAUUAAUGGUACCCAGAUGAUCACGUCUCUGGGGGCAGAGGCGGUGGAGAGAGCCCAGGCCAUCGCCAGGCAGGCGGACAUCAUCGCUGCAAUCACCCUGGAGGUGCUUAAGGGGACCUCCAAGGCCUUCGACAGUGAUAUCCACGCUCUGCGGCCCCAUCCAGGACAGAUAGAAGUGGCCAUGAGGUUCCGCGCCUUACUGGACUCAGACCACCAUCCCUCAGAGAUCGCAGAGAGCCAUCGGUUCUGUGACAGAGUCCAGGAUGCCUACACCAUGCGUUGCUGUCCUCAGGUCCACGGUAUUGUGAAUGACACAAUAGAUUUUACCCAGAAAAUCAUCAACACCGAGAUUAACAGCGCCACCGACAACCCUAUGGUGUUUGCAGAGAGAGGAGAGACCAUCUCAGGAGGAAACUUCCAUGGAGAAUACCCAGCAAAGGCCCUGGACUUCUUGGCUAUAGGUGUCCAUGAGCUGGCAGCCAUCAGUGAGAGGAGGAUUGAGCGUCUGUGUAACCCGUCUCUCAGUGAGCUGCCAGCCUUCCUAGUCAACGAGGGAGGGCUCAACUCUGGAUUCAUGAUCGCACACUGUACAGCUGCUUCCCUGGUAUCAGAGAACAAGGUGCUGUGUCACCCGUCUUCAGUGGACUCCCUGUCCACCAGCGCAGCCACAGAGGACCACGUAUCCAUGGGAGGCUGGGCUGCCAGGAAAGCCCUGAGGGUGGUGGAACAUGUGGAACAAGUCCUAGCAAUCGAGCUGCUAGCUGCCUGCCAGGGAAUUGAGUUCCUCCGCCCCCUGCGUACAACAACACCAUUGGAGAAGGUCUAUGACCUUGUACGUAGUGUAGUCAAGCCCUGGAUCAAGGAUAGGUUCAUGUCUCCAGACAUUGAGGCGGUCCAUCGUCUUCUUCUAGACCAGAAGGUGUGGAACGUGGCUCAGCCAUACAUUGAGAAGUAUAACAUGGAGCUUCUUCCUGAGUCCCGCCCCAUCUCUCCUACUGCCUUCUCAUUGGAUCCCCCAGCAUCACCACGGAAACGCAUCCGACUGGAGUGAAAUCAUCAUUGUCUGACUAAAUGUAGAAUGUAUGCACACAUGACUGUAAGUCGCUUUGGAUAAAAGCGUCUGCUAAAUGGCAUAUAUUAUUAUUAUAUUUAUGUAAACUUUUUGUCUUCCUGUUUUUCAGACAAAUGUUUUCUUCCUUCUGCAGCCCCAGCCGCUUCAAUAAUGAUUAUGUAUUCCAUGCUAGUUUUGAACAAAGAGUUGUUGGAUAACAUUGAUUGAGGCUUGACAGUAGAUUUGUAUCUUAUUUGUCACAGAAACCAGAUAGAGCUUGAUUUAAUGUAUUAAACUUUAUUCACAAAAUCAAUAUGAAUUUAUUUUUCAAUAAAUUACAAUUUCAUGCCUUA